This is a messenger RNA of Seriola dumerili (greater amberjack), 6228 nucleotides long. RefSeq names its product macrophage-stimulating protein receptor-like. The record is from RefSeq and is a predicted model, not a curated record. Gene Ontology annotation, molecular function: protein binding; ATP binding; transmembrane receptor protein tyrosine kinase activity. Gene Ontology annotation, cellular component: signaling receptor complex; membrane. Bases 231 to 4346 code for a protein of 1371 amino acids. Gene Ontology annotation, biological process: positive regulation of kinase activity; cell migration; protein phosphorylation. The transcript has 21 exons. Lineage: Eukaryota; Metazoa; Chordata; Actinopteri; Carangiformes; Carangidae.
UGCGGCAGUGGCACUGUCAGGUGAGUUCGCUGCAAGUCAGUGAGUAGAGCGUCACUAACGCAGGAAAUUUAUGAGUUCGUCAAGAAUUCACGUUUUGGGAUCUUUGGGUGAAUUUCAACGACACCCCAACACUUUUUCAAAGCGAGAGCUCCUGCUCGUCCUCCAGAAUGUUCUCUUUGAGGAAGGUAUCUUAUAGGUAGCAAUCAAUCACUGUGGACUGUGACGUGGAGAUGGUCACUUGGGCCGCCUUGCUGACAGUAUGCAUAUGGAUACAGACACACAUCGCCUCAGGGCAGCACCCAUGUCCUGCUCCUCAGAGGCCGGUGGAUUUCACUGUAAAAUAUUCCCUCCCCCACUUCCAGUCAGACAGGCCCAUACAGAACAUAGUGGUGCAGACGGAUUCGCAGCAGCCAGAGGUGUAUGUUGGAUGCCAGAAUGUAAUAGAGGCAGUCAACUAUACUAUGCAAAAAAUAUGGGAAGUGAGAACUGGACCUGUUGGCAGCCCAGAAUGUCAAACCUGUCAGGUGUGUGACAUAGAAACAGAUCCUGGGGAUCCAGUGGAUACAGACAAUGAGGUUCUGCUUUUGGAUCCUGCUGGACUUCCCUAUUUGUACUUGUACAUCUGUGGGAGUACUCAGCAUGGGAUCUGUUACUCCAUUGACGUUUCCCUUCCCCUGCCUGAGCCUCAGUGUCUGUACAAAAAAGAGCAAAACUCUCCAUCCAACUGUCCUGACUGUCUGGCCAGCCCACUUGGCACCACAGUCACCAUUGUUGAACAGGCAGCCACGUCCUAUUUCUUUGUAGCAGCCUCUGUCAAUGACGAAGUGGCACAGAGGUAUCCCAGGAGGUCCAUAUCAGUGAUGAGGCCACUUUCAACUGAAGAUGGCUUUCAUAUGGUCAUGAACGGCCUGACAGUGCUCCCCAGUUUCCGGGACUCUUACCGGGUUAAUUACAUCUACAGCUUCUCUACCAAGGAGUAUGUUUACUUUCUGUCCCUGCAAAGAGAAAAUCCCUCAAGGAAGAAUUCAGCUUUUCAGACUCGUCUGGGACGACUGCCCAUAUUAAUUCCUGAGGUGUGGAUGUACAGAGAGGUGGUCCUGGAGUGUCGGUAUGAACCAAAACGCAGGAGACGGAGUGAGGGUUACAAGGACAUUGUGUAUAACGGGCUACAAGCAGCCCACUUUGGUCGAGCGGGGAAGGACUUGGCCGAAGAGCUGGGGGUGGACGGGAAAGAAGAUAUUCUGUACGGGGUGUUUGCAGAGGUGAAUGAGCACGGUGAACCUCAGAAAAACUCAGCCCUGUGUGCUUUCCCUUUGACUAAAGUAAACCUUGCGAUUGACAAGGGCGUGGAGGCCUGCUGCAAGUCAGGUACAGAGCAGCUGUCCAGAGGUCUGUGCCACUUCCAGCCAUGCGAGAGCUGCCCACAUGAAAGCUCUGAAGGUAAUGACACAUGUAGUGACAUGCCCACUCUGGUGUCAAAGCCAUACUACAGAGUAGACCUCUUCAACAGGCGGAUGAGAGAUGUCCUGUUCACUUCUGUCCUGGUCACCACUCUCGGGAAUUGCACGCUGGGCCAUUUUGGUACCUCAGAUGGCAGGAUACUGCAGGUGGUUCUUACCACGUACAGGACUUUGGUUUUUGCCAACUAUUCUCUGGGAGAGGCCGCAAUAUCCCGGACAGCAACUGUGUACUCAGAGGAUUUACUUCUCUUUGUUGCUGGAAAUCAGAUGUUCAGGGUGCCCACUGCAGGACCAGGGUGUACUCAUUUUAUGACAUGCUCUGCGUGUUUGACGGCUCCACGCUUCAUGAACUGUGGCUGGUGUUCAGGAAUCUGCUCGCGGCAGCAUGAAUGUACCUCGCAGUGGAACAAAGACUCUUGUGCACCUGUCAUAACAGAGUUUUUCCCAAAGAUGGCACCUGCUGGUGGGGAGACAGAGGUGACAUUAUGCGGAAGGGACUUUCAGUCCGGUCUACGACCUGCCAUCAUCAGCGGCAAAACCCACAUCAUCACAGUGGGCUCUGGGACUUUGUGUACUAUCCUGCCUGAAAAGAGCGAGAGUGAAUUGCUAGUAUGCAGGAUUCACGACCAAACACCAAACCAGAACCUUAACAUCACUCUGGAAGUGCACGAGGGUGAAGUGGAAGGUCGCUACUCAAUCGAAGGCAUAGCUCAGAAGUCUGGCUUCUCUUUUGUGGAGCCGAGCAUAACAGAAAUCAGACCUGACUACGGGCCCUUGUUUGGAGGAACAGAGGUUACACUGACAGGCAGGUAUCUUAGUUCUGGGAUACAGAGAGAUGUCUUCUUUGGAAACAACAAGUGUAACAUUCAAAGUGCUCAUGAAAGAAGUGGGGCUUUAUCUUCAAUCGUCUGCAACACAACAGCUGCAGCAGGUGUCAGGACAGUACAUGUGAAAGUUGUGAUUGACGGCUCUGAAGUGACCGCCACUAAGAUGUUCUCCUACAAGAAAAACCCUGUUAUAGACUCUGUUUAUCCUCAUUGCAGUUUCAGAUGUGGCUCCAAGCUGGUGAUAGAAGGUCAGAAUCUUGACUCUGCCCACAGAACUGUGGUUCAGUACACUCCCAAUAAUCUCCACGAGCAAUCUGUUCAACAAGUGUGCAAUGGCACAGCAAAUGCCACGCAUAUGGAGUGCUGGACCCCUGCUUUUCAAGAGGAAAUGCCACAGGAAAAGUCUGACACAGGACAGAUUUUUAUUCACAUGGACGGAGGACGUGACCUCUGGAAGAGACGUUUUGACUACCACCCUGACGCAAAAGUCAUUCCCUUUGAAAAUGAUGACAAUGAAUUACCUCUAAAACCAGGAGAUACAGAAGUAUCAUUGCAUCAUAGUAAACUGAAUACAGUGAGCACAUGCAUGAAGAUCACAAUGACCAUCGGUGGUGUGGACUGCAACGUUCAAGUGCUGCUAAAUGAGCUGACGUGCAGGAUUCCUAAAGGCCUGAUCAUUCCCAGCGAGGGAUUGCCCGUCAAGGUGUUUGUGAACGGGGAAGAAAAUGACGUGGGUAAAGUGGUCUAUUACAACAACAAAACUUUGAUUGUGGGCAUUAUACUGGGGAUCCUUGCUGCACUUGCAGCGGGUGCUGGCCUGGCAUUACUCGUGAUGAUCCAUAUAAGGAAGAAAAAGAGAGCUGAAGUAGAGAAUCGUUUAUCAACAAUGCUUUCACGGAACCGCAUUGGCAGCAACUCUGAUUUCUCGCCGACAGGGGACUACAGGCGAGUAGAUCUGUCCAGUCAAACAUCAGGAUCAGGAGGAAUGGCAUUCCAAGGUUUAUUAUAUGCUGCCAGCUAUGAUCAUCUGUCCAUCCCUUUAGUGCCACUGGACAAUAACUCCAUGAGUUCUGAUCUCCUUGAAGAAGUCAAAGAUGUGCUGAUCCCUGCUGACAUGCUCAGAAUUGAGGAUAGCCAGAUAAUUGGCAAAGGCCACUUUGGGACAGUUUACCAUGGAUACCUGAUAGACAGCAAUAAGCAAGAGACCCACUGCGCUGUAAAAUCGUUGAACAGGAUCACAGAUUUGAGGGAGGUGGACCAGUUCCUUAGAGAAGGCAUCAUCAUGAAAGGUUUCCACCACCCUAACAUACUGUCUCUGCUGGGCAUCAUGCUACCUAAAGAAGGGCUCCCUCUGGUGGUACUACCAUACAUGAAGCACGGGGAUGUGCGUCAUUUCAUCCGUUCUGAGAAAAGGAACCCAACAGUGAAAGACCUGAUCGGGUUUGGGCUUCAGGUUGCCAAGGGGAUGGAGUAUUUAGCCCAGAAAAAAUUUGUCCACAGAGACCUGGCUGCACGUAACUGCAUGCUGGAUGAAACCUUCACGGUGAAGGUGGCUGAUUUUGGCAUGGCAAGGGACAUCUAUGACAAGGAAUACUACAGCGUUCAAGAUCACAAGCGGGCAAAGCUGCCAGUGAAGUGGAUGGCCAUUGAAAGCCUGCAAACACAGAAGUUCACCACCAAGUCUGAUGUGUGGUCGUAUGGCAUCUUAAUGUGGGAGCUGUUGACCAGAGGUGCCAGUCCAUAUCCAGAUGUGGACCCCUAUGAUAUCACAAACUACUUGUUGAAGGGACGUCGGCUUCCACAGCCACAGUUUUGCCCUGAUACACUGUAUUCAAUCAUGCUGACAUGUUGGGACCCAGAGCCUGAGCGCAGACCUAGCUUCCACAGUCUGGUUACAGACAUCCAACACAUCCUGUUCUGUCUGGAAGGAGAGCACUACAUCAGUCUGAAGGUUACCUACGUCAACUUAGACCAGCCAAGGCCUUACCCCUCCCUCAGCGGAUCUGCGGAUGAGGCUGAGGCCUCAGACUUGGACACGGACUGUCAUGCUGCCAGCUGAGUGUCUCAGAGCCCUAAGACUCUGACAGGAGCAGGAUCCGGAGCAUAGAGGAUGAGGGACAGCUCACCUCUUCACAUAGUUGGUUGAUCAUGUCCACAAACCUGAGGAUUUGAGAGAAGGUUUGGCCAGUGAUUUAAGACACUUUAGGUUCUACAAACUCUUACUGGAGCUGAGACAAAAUCACGCUGGAAGUUCGUCAUUCUUUUUCGUAGCAAAAUAGAGACAACGUGUAGUUGGAAGUAAAUGUUUUUAUGCUUUUCCUAACAUCUAAAGCACAAGUGUGAAUGAGACAAAGUGAAUGUAACAUGUGCUUUUGUUCUCAGAUUUAUAGGAAAGGAUGUCAACGUCCAUGAGGAUAUUUUAUAUAUGCCUCAGUCAGUGUAUUAGAAAGUUAGACCUGGGGUCUAUGAAUGCUGACUUGUGCUCAGGGGUCAAAUUUGUUUUUAUUUGUUUUCUCACAUUUGUUGUGCUAUAUGGGAAUAUAAUAUAUAUCCCCUUCGUAUAGACUUUAGAAGGUAAUGUUAACACAAGGUUAUGUGUGCAUGCGAAAUCAUCACGCUGGAUGCAGCUCCAUUGAUCCUCAAAAAUCUCUGCACCUAACUGAAUUAUACAGUCAGCUCUCUGUGCAACUGUACCUGUCAGUAUCACUAGAGGGCAACCGAUGCCUCCUUCUAUUCUUCAUACUUGAGUUACUGCUGCAGUGGUGCUCUGCACUACAGAGGACAGCUCAACGCAAAGGUGUUACACAAACAAUUUCUCAACUCUAUUUAUCUGCUAAGCAAAUGUGACAAAUUCAGUCUUUCAACCCAAUCAUCACAGCGCAACAUAUGGCAUAUUUUGGGGGCUUUCUAUGUUUCUUGCAUGUGAUUAAAAUGAUCUCCACAGCAAAUUAGACAGUCCAAGGCAUUUAAGAAUGUAUGCACUGAUUUUUUUUUUUUUUUACUUUUUAGACUGACAAUGCAGAAUCGUUUAACCAAAGAAAUGGUUUAUAUUGACCUGCAAUCUUUCUACCAGGGGCAAUGAAUUUGGUUCCCAUAUACUUGAUUUUUGCUGCUGCGUUUCUUUCCCUCCUUUGAAGAUUGAACUGUGCUCUGGGUUGCACUGUAAAGAGUGUUUUUGAACAAAAAGAUAGUUUAUUGCACAUACUUGUCUCUAAAUUGUGUGUAUGUCUCCCCAGACUUGUUUUUUUUCUAAGCACAUCCUGAACAAACAAUAAGAAAAAAUCCUGUUGCAGAUGGUCAAACAAGACAGUUCCACCUAAAAAGUUUUAUUCUUAACUUUUUUUUUUAACCAGUAUUCUGGUUAAAAAAAAUAUGGAGAUAACUAGAGCAAGACGAGGCACAGGAGUUCAUCAUGAAAGUGGAUCAUCAAAGCCACUGGAAAAAAAAAAGCUGAGUUCAAUGACACAUGGUCUGAGGCAGCACGGCUCUUGUUCUGUGCCAGGUGGAAGAGAGGAAAAACACAUACUGUUAGAGGUCUGAAUUAUGUCAGCUCAGCUACAGUGAAAACCGCAUGCUUCUGCCUAAUCUGUGUAUCUAGCAUUUGUAAUAUUCUCUAUGAAUAAUUUAUGGAUCUAAAAAAAGAUUUUUUUUUUUUUUUUUUUUUUAUCCCUUGCCUUCAGGUACUGAAAAAGGUGGCGUUAAUAAUGUCAAGUGCUGGUUGUGUUCAGGUGGGGGUUCGAGAUUUGAAAAUGAUGUGAUGAUUCGAGCUGAAGACUGAACAAAAACCAAAGCAUGUAUGUAUUUUUUUUCUGUCAUGAACAAUGGUCACAUGAGAGAUUUACUUUUAUUUACAGAAGCAAACAUAAAAUGCAAUGUGCCCAAAUGGUUACUGGUCAGUUGAAGUGCUGGUUAUGAUGAAAUACAGAUCUUUUUGAAGAGUA